Messenger RNA from Geodia barretti, 3596 nucleotides. The record is from the annotation of a GenBank genome assembly. NCBI's taxonomy places the organism in Eukaryota, Metazoa, Porifera, Demospongiae, Tetractinellida, Geodiidae.
UUCUCUCUCUCUCUCCUCCCUCUCUUCCUCCUCCUCCUCUCUCUCUCCUUACAGGCCAUGGCUACCAUACCACAACUAAUCCUCGUCUCCCAAAAGGACAACUCUCUUCCUGCAAUGCCAGACAGGGUGUCCUCGAUAACAUUAGAAGCAGAGAAGCUACAAAAAGACCUGGAGAGUCUCAGAAACGAAACCCAGCAGUACCUCGAGGAAAAACACAGGGACAACACCGAGUAUCUGCCCACCAUUCGCAACGCUAUCGCUUUUUUACCGGCUUCGACACGAGUCGAGCAGAUCCCGCUUUUCGGGUGGAAACAACAAAUGGAGAUUUCGUCCGCUCCGUCGUUUUCGAGCGUCUUUUCAAUGUUCAAGCGAAUCUGCGAUUUUCCCGAUUCUUCGCUCCUCGAACAUCUAGUAAGACUCUUUGGAUCUCAACACAUACAGACAAAGCUGGUCGCUUACAUCGAGAAACUGAGAGCGUUUCGGUCGCGGACGAAAGUCAGCGAUUUCACAAAGGCGUGUACGCUCGAUUCGUCCCUUCCGCUCGAGUUUUCAAUCCUCACCAUCAAGCUCGGACGCGAGUGGCACAGAAGUACGUUGGAGGACAUCGAGCAGCUACGCCAGUCGAUGGUGCAAAAGGCGCUGCUCACGAGCUACGGUAUUCGUCUCCUCCAAGUAGAAUGGGAACAGGGUCUUCUCCACUGGUGCGUCCCUUCCAGAGCCCUCCAGUCUCUUGUCGGGUCGCUCGACUCUGAAUUUCUUCAGGAGAAUCACGUCGAGUUGCUGUCGAUCAACGGAACACACUUGCAGUCUGCUGGAGUUUCAAACCUGGCGUCGUUUGGGUCUACGUUGGCAACUUCGGCUGAAAGCUCACCCACUUCUAGUUCGGCCAGCCAGACAAGGAGCGGUACGAUGAGUCUUCUGCCUCCGUCUCCCCCUUCUGCCACGGCGGGACAAACGGGGACUCCCUUGUCGUUACAGGACCAAUUAACGAUGGCCGGUGCUCAGGUGGUGCAGUUCAAACCGGUCCCUGGGGUUGGCACGGAAGCAAAACAGAUGCCGUCGCCAACUCUCUUAUCUCACUCAAACACACACAGUUCUCAGCCAACUGCAGUGCAGAUAAUCCACCCACAGGCUGUCCCAUCCGGAAAUGGGGCGUCCGGUAUCAGCAUGGGACGGUUUGCAGCAGUAUCAGUUGUCCAGCAUCCCGGAAAUCAACAGAUUCAAAUCAUCCACCCACAAGUCAUACAACCAGGCACACUACCGGGUGCAAAACACGUAAUCCAGCAUCCCCAAGUAAUAUUCCAGCAGGGGAAACCAACCGGUGACAUCAAACCUCCUGUUUCCGUGCCAGAGCGCAAACCCUCUCUGACUCAAGAUGGGUACAUGGUAAUGCAGGGAGGACCAAACAACUCCCUCGUUCUCGUUCCCAACUACGUCAUGGUAAACGCGAGUGGCACACGCCACAAACUUGCCUCUCUCUCUUCCCCUCCUUAUUCCUCGUCCAUCCCAGGAUCCUCACCAGCCACCACUAUACUAUCUCCGGCCUCCCUCGACAAAAAACCAGUCGGAAUCACUUCUCAGGGUAUUGCUACGUUACUCCAACCUGGGCAGCCCGCGUCACCUCUGUUCACUGCCACUCAGCGCGGGCUCUCUGCCAUGAAUCCUACACUACCCGUCACCGCUUCGGCAUCGCCUAUCUUUACUCUCGCUCCCGGACACGGAAAGGCAUACGAGAACCCCAUCGUCUCCAUUCCAAACCCGGCCGUCUCGGUUCCAAACCCAGCAGCUACUUCGUCGCCCUCACUUGGAACUGUAUCGGGGAUGGGGAUGGAGGGUUCGAUACUGUUUGACCCCACAACAGGUCGACACACUGCGCAAAUGAAAUCGCUCAAUCACGUCUGUGGUAUCUGUGGCAACGGGUACAUGUGGGCCUCUUCACUCAAACGUCACAUGCACACGCACAUGGGAGAGGGAGUGGAGCAACCGACGGAACUGGCACACCCACCACCAGUAUUACAGGAGCCUCCGGCGAAGAUGUCCAAGCUGAUAGAGUGCCAGAUCUGCAACCAAUCAUUGGAAUCACCCGCAGCCUACACACGCCACUUGCGACUCCAUAUGAAGAUGCACAGGAGGAAAGCCAUCGUGAGAGAAUCUGAAUCAGGCGAAGGGAGAUACAGCGAAGACGGCAAUACUGAGCCUCAGGAACCGCGGGAAAAUGGCGGGCACGGGCAGAGAGAAGAGGAAAAGACCGAGGAGGGGGAGGGGGAGGGGAGAGAGGGGGAGAUGGACAGCGAAGGAACAGGUAGAGCACCAAAACGCAAGGGAGAAGAUGGCUGCAGUUCUUCGUCAGCCGGCUCCGAGCAUUCCAGCGACUCGACGAGCGAAACUGAAGAAGGCAUCGACACAGCCGAACCACCACAGGGAUCGUCUCCCAGCAACCUACCCGUAAAAACCGAGGGUUCUUUACAGGAGCCGUCCAUGGGAACGAGCCAAGACUCGGCGAGUCUCCCAAACGCCAUGGCGAUAUCAAGCAGCGGGAUCCCCUUCAACCAACUGCUGCAGUAUGUCGGGAACAAGGAAAGUGGGGAGGGUGUGUCCGAGACCGGUACCGGAAUGGACCCCGAUUCCUCUCAGAGUGUCGGACGACGGUUCCGCUGCGACGAAUGCGGGCGCUAUCUCUCCUCCCAGGCCGCUCUGAGCGGUCACCAGCAAUGCAUGCACAACAAGCAGAAGCCGCACGUCUGCCACAUCUGCAACAAGGGCUUCUUCCAGUCGCACAGUCUCACCGUCCAUCUUCGUUCGCACAGCGGCGAGAAGCCCUAUAGUUGCAUCGUCUGCAACAAGAGCUUUUCGCAGCGUAGCUCCCUCAACAUUCACAUCCGCACGCACUCUGGCGAGCGUCCUUAUCAGUGUCCCUACUGCUCGAGAGGUUUUAGUGACAGCUCGACGCUCGCGAAACACCGGAGGACACACACGGGCGAACGGCCAUAUCAAUGUCGAGAGUGCGGGGCUUCUUUUUCUCAAUCCGGUAACUUGUGGAGACACAUGAAACAAGUCCAUCCAGGCGCGGCCGUUACCACUUAAUGCAUCAGUUUUUUUGAUUCUUCUUAUCCUCUCACUGUCAUAUUAUUAGCAUAUUAUAAACAACAACAACAACAACACCCAUUUUAAUACCCAAUGCUUUUAUCCUAGCUAUAAAAUAACAUAUUGUUUAUAAACAUAGCAUUUGAUGUUCUCUUAUCUCCUCCAAGUCAAUCAAAUUCUGCGCUCAGAAGUGCAAAAAUUAACACUUAACACGCUUCAAGGGGUUCCAAUGUGUAAAGGUUUAAAAUUCUGAGACGCAUAUUUUUACAACAGAGAGAGACAGCCGAAUGUCAACAAAAAAAUCAGAGCACUAUAUAAAAUGUUGUGUUGCAUGGCCCUAAAUGGGGACAUUGAUGGGUUUUGGUUAAGUGUCGUGGACGUGGACUUCAAUUACACACCACAGAAAGAGACGUAUGUCGAACACAAAAACGAUACAGUUAUCGUGUCCCGCAUCAAAUUGUGCACAGUGGUACAUGAUCAGUGGUCGUUGCCGAGGUAUUUAUAGGCCAUAG